UUAGACAAAUGUUUAAAGUCAAACAACAUUUAGUAUGUACAUUUGAAUUUUGUAUGUAUUUAGUAUGUUUAGUUUGUGCAUUUUGAAGCGCCUCCGUCGUGUCACAAAAGCUCCAAACCUUAUCAGACAUCAAAACUAAAUAUUGUUGCUCCAUCACUAUUUGGCAUUGUCGAGAUUCUGUGUUAAUUAAUGGCCUCUAUUGUCAGACAUAAACUCCCCCCAGUUGUUCUCGAGGUAAAUAGAUAAGAUUCACAUGCUUUGGGUCAACGAGGUGAGACAAACUUUACAAGCCUCGUGUUCACAACAAAGAAAAGGUCAAGCGUUUUCCAAAUUAAUGAAAACAUUUUGUACUUGUCUAGGCAUAGGAGGGUGACACACACACUCGCACACACACACACAACUAUAGUGCAAAGGGCUUUUUGGCCCCAUUUAGUGGGAAAUACCAGUACGCACUCACACAAUGGCAUUUCAAGGGCGGUCAAGUGAGUGCUUGUGAUUGGUGGAGAAGCUCCCACUUCUCAACCUGACCGAGCCUUAAAGAGAACUACCUGAGAAAAUUCGAUGAGGAAGAGUUCAGGAGAACGUGAGAGGAGGACAUGAGGGAAUACCGCUGGAACAAAUGGAAGGAUUUUAUUUCGUCAAACCCCGCCGUUGUUGACCAGACAUUGCAACAGAAUGUGCACGUGGACAAGGGUGAUAAGAGUACCGAUCGAGGCAACUGGGCCAAUAAGAAGGAGUACAUCCUUUCUACCAUUGGCUAUGCCGUCGGCCUCGGGAAUAUCUGGAGGUUUCCAUACUUGGCCUAUAAGAACGGCGGGGGAGCCUUUCUGAUACCUUAUUUUGUGAUGUUGGUACUGGCCGGAAGCCCUUUUUACUUCUUGGAAAGUGCAUUGGGGCAAUUCUGCAGCCAAGGCCCGAUUCACGUCUGGAGAGCAGUGCCGAUCCUACAGGGUGCUGGCAUUGCCAUGGUGAUUUUGACCUUUAUACUGUCCAUCUACUACAAUGUCAUCAUGGCCUACAGUGUGUACUACAUGUUUGCCUCCUUCCAGUCUCCUCUGCCCUGGUUCGACUGCUUCAGUUGGACCAACAGCAGCUGCAGCGACGCUCCUGGAGUAUAUUGCAAUAUAAGUGGUGCUUUAGUGGCCAAUUGGAGCCAAGCAAACAUGACCUGUCCUUCAUCCGACAUGAUCUUGGCUGCAGUGCAAAGCCCCAGUGAGCAAUACUGGGAUCGCGUGGCUCUGCAAAGAUCCGCGAGUAUCGACGAGACAGGUCCCAUCGUUUGGCACUUGGCCCUCUGUUUGCUGCUGAGCUCUAUCCUUGUUGGUGCCGCACUCAUCAAAGGCAUCAAGUCAUCGGGAAAGGUUGUGUAUUUUACUGCAACGUUCCCAUACGUGGUGCUUGUGAUUCUGCUGAUCCGGGGAGUGACACUAGAGGGAGCCAGAGAUGGGAUCCAGUUUUAUAUUGGCUCAGAGUCCAACUUGACUAAGCUGGCUGAGGCACAAGUAUGGAAAGACGCUGCGUCUCAGACCUUCUUCUCUCUGUCUAUUGGUUGGGGCGGAGUCAUAACACUUGCUUCUUAUAGCAAAUUCCACAACAAUGCCUUGAUGGAUUCAUUAAUUGUCACACUCACUAAUGCUGGCACCAGUGUGCUGGCGGGUUUUGCCAUAUUUUCCAUUUUGGGCCACAUAGCUCAUGUUUACAAAAUGCCUGUUGGGGAGGUGGUGAAGGAAGGUUUUGGCUUGGCCUUCAUUGCAUACCCAGACGCUCUGUCCAAACUGCCUGGUUCUCCAAUCUGGUCCUUUUUAUUUUUUUUCAUGCUGCUGACUGUUGGUCUGGACUCCCAGUUUGGAGCAGUAGAGGUGAUCAUCACAUGCCUGAUUGACUCCUCUCCUAAACGCCUCACCUCCAAACAUGGCACCUUGACCAUAUUAAUCAGUGUACUUCUCUUCCUCCUUGGUCUACCUUACGUCACACAGGCAGGGAUAUAUUGGGUGACUCUUGUUGACCAAUUUGUCGCAAGCUGGGUCAUGCUAAUUUUGGCUCUCUUGGAGAUCAUUGGUUUCAUCUACAUAUAUGGGGGAAACUCUUUUAUUAUGGACGUUGAGAUGAUGAUUGGCAAGAAGAGUUGGAGUUAUUGGUUCUGGUGGAGAACAUGUUGGUUCUUCAUCAGCCCCUGUGUUAUAGUGGUGAUUCUUAUCUGGUCUCUGAUGACUUUCAUACCCCCUACCUAUGGAACGGUCCAAUACCCAGCUUGGGCUCUGGCUUUGGGAUGGUGCAUGGAAGCGUUUAUCCUUCUUUGGAUUCCGCUCAUUGCUCUUUACAAGCUGAUAAGAGCACAAGGAACAUUGUGGGAGCGUGUGAAGUCACUGUGCUCUGCCUCGGAACAUUGGCAUCCCUAUCUAGACAUUCAUCGCGGUGAGCGUAUGCAGAAGAACACUGCAGUGCGCAGGAGGAGCUCCAGUAAUCUCAGCAAACCAGAACCAAGUCUAAAUGUCAUCUCCAGCUCAAAGUUCUGAUUAAUGUAUUUUGAACCAAUUUAACUAGCACACAGGUGACAAACUCACAUCGAGCCACUACACAUUUUGGCCUUUUUAAGCAAAUCACAUAUUUUUGCUUAACUUCAAACAAUUUUAAAAAUGCAAAUGAUCUUGAUUUGACACAAAUUCGUCUAUUCAAUGGACUUCUUGUUGU
Molecule: messenger RNA, 2691 nt
Organism: Syngnathus acus (greater pipefish)
Lineage: Eukaryota; Metazoa; Chordata; Actinopteri; Syngnathiformes; Syngnathidae
Gene: slc6a14
Product: solute carrier family 6 member 14
Exons: 15
Coding region: 597-2516 (639 amino acids)
Biological process (GO): sodium ion transmembrane transport
Cellular component (GO): membrane
Molecular function (GO): L-proline transmembrane transporter activity
Source: RefSeq, a predicted model, not a curated record